This is a messenger RNA of Racocetra persica, 121 nucleotides long. Lineage: Eukaryota; Fungi; Glomeromycota; Glomeromycetes; Diversisporales; Gigasporaceae. The record is from the annotation of a GenBank genome assembly.
AAAAUUUGACUCUAAUGAUAGUGGUUCUAGCAGUUCCGGCAGCACUAAACUUGACCCUUUCAUAAUAGGCGGAGGCAGGGUAUUGGAAGGUGCGGGUACUUAUGUUGUUAUUAGUAUUGGG